Caretta caretta (loggerhead turtle) is the source of this 838-nucleotide messenger RNA. Lineage: Eukaryota; Metazoa; Chordata; Testudines; Cheloniidae. The record is from RefSeq and is a predicted model, not a curated record.
CCGAGACCUCCCAGCACCCACCGGGCACCCAGCACCCACCGAGACCACCCAGCACCCCCCGGGCACCCAGCACCCACCGAGACCACCCAGCACCCCCGGGCACCCAGCACCCCCCGGGCACCCAGCCAGCGCCAUGAGCUCCCAGAUCCGCCAGAACUACGACCCCGAGAGCGAAGCCGGCACCAACCGCCUGGUGAACCAGCUGCUGCGAGCCAGCUACAGCUUCCAGUCCCUGGGGUAUUUCUUCGACCGGGACGAUGUGGCGUUGGCCCAUUUCUCCGAGUUCUUCCGGCACCUGGCGGGCGAGAAGCGGGAACAGGCCGAACGGAUGCUGGGUUUCCAGAACCGCCGGGGGGGCCGCAUCCUCCUGCAGGCCAUCCAGAAACCGGAGCAGGACGAGUGGGGGAACGGGGCGGCCGCCAUGGACUUCGCCCUGAAGCUGGAGAAAACCAUCAACCAGGCGCUGCUGGACCUGCACAAGGUGGCCACGAGCCACGCGGACCCACACAUGUGCGAUUUCCUGGAGACCCACUACCUGGACGAGGAGGUGAAGCUCCUCAAGAAGCUGGGCGACCACGUGACCAACCUGCGGCGUGUCGGGGCGGCCGAGGGGGGGCUGGGCGAGUAUCUCUUCGACCGGCUCACCCUGCACGACAGCAGCUGAGCCCUGAGCUGCCCGCGGCGCCGGCCCUUUAAAUCCUGCUGCCCAGCUGGGCCGGAGCCCCCCCCUGCUGAUCAUGGGGUACGCGCCCCCUCACCCCGCCUGCCAAUCACGGGGUGACCCAGCCCCUCCAAAGUCUGUAACUGGCAUUGAAUAAAAGCUUGGCAUUAGCACUCA